Molecule: messenger RNA, 2320 nt
Organism: Prunus avium (sweet cherry)
Lineage: Eukaryota; Viridiplantae; Streptophyta; Magnoliopsida; Rosales; Rosaceae
Source: RefSeq, a predicted model, not a curated record
UAUAGCCGCAUACUCUUACCACCACAAAACCAAAACUUCCUCCUUCCACACUCAAUGGAAUAUUUGAAUUAUUAAUUUCUUCAUCAUUUAAUCCCGUUUGAUCAAGCUAGCUCUUCUUAAUUCUUAUCCCCUCUAGAUCUAUCAACUUCUGUUCUUGUUAAUUCUUCAUCUUCUUCUCCACCAACUUACACAUUUUUUUUUCAUGGAUGAUAUUGAAGUUCCUCAGUAUUUCGUCUGCCCAAUAUCUCUUCAGAUCAUGCAAGACCCUGUGACGGCCAUUACCGGCAUCACAUAUGACCGGUACAGCAUCGAGCACUGGCUUUUCCAGAGCAAGAACACCACAUGCCCCGUCACUAAACAGCCUCUCCCAAGAGACUCAGAAUUAACUCCUAACCACACCUUACGCCGCUUAAUUCAGGCUUGGUGCACUGACAAUGCGUCUCAUGGCAUUGAUCGAAUACCAACCCCGAAACCGCCUCUGGAUAAGGCUCAAGUCCUUAAGCUCCUCAAGGACUUCUGGAACCCUAAGCUCCAACUGAAAAUCAUUCGAAAAAUCGAGUUCCUCGCGACCGAAAGUGAAGGGAAUAGGAAGUACUUGGUUGACGCUGGGGUAGCUAAGGCCAUCUUGUUGUUCAUCGCAAACAGGUGUUAUAAGGAAGGUCUGGUUGAUGGCCUUGAAGAAGCCCUUAGCAUACUUCACUUUGUCCAGAUUUCAUCUGAAGAACUGUGUCUUCUUUUCAUGGAAAACGAUCAGAUUAUCGAUUCGUUGACGUGGGUUUUUGGUUGCAAAUUGCAGAAUCAAAUCGCGGUGAGCACACAUGCAGUCUUGGUACUAAAAUCGAUGAUCCAAAAGGCACACUCAAGUGUGCUAGAAACUCUGAACCCUGAUUUCUUCAAGAAACUUGUUGGGGUUUUGAGAAACGGAAUUACGCAACAAGGGACAAACGCAGCUCUACAUAUCAUGUUAGACGCUUGUCCAUGGGAAAGAAACCGAAUCAAGAUGGUCGACGCUGGGGCGGUUUACGAGCUCAUUGAGCUUGAGUUUGAAGCACCUGAAAAGAAAACCACAGAGCUCAUUUUGGGAAUAUUGUUUCACAUGUGUUCUUGUUUUGAUGGGUGGGCUCAGUUUCUGAGCCACAAAGGAGGCAUCUGUGUUGUGUCGAAGAGACUCUUGAGGGUUUCGCCGUCUGCAGACGACCGAGCCAUUUUGAUCUUUUCUUUGAUCUGCAAGUACUCAGGAACCAACAUAGUGCUUCAGGAAAUGUUGGAGGUUGGAGCUGUGUCUAGGCUUUGCACUUUGCUCCAAAUUGACUGCGCUCCAUACUUGAAAGACAAAGCAGGAAUAUUAUCAAGGGUCUGCCCAAUAUCUCUUCAGAUCAUGCAAGACCCUGUGACGGCCAUUACCGGCAUCACAUAUGACCGGUACAGCAUCGAGCACUGGCUUUUCCAGAGCAAGAACACCACAUGCCCCGUCACUAAACAGCCUCUCCCAAGAGACUCAGAAUUAACUCCUAACCACACCUUACGCCGCUUAAUUCAGGCUUGGUGCACUGACAAUGCGUCUCAUGGCAUUGAUCGAAUACCAACCCCGAAACCGCCUCUGGAUAAGGCUCAAGUCCUUAAGCUCCUCAAGGACUUCUGGAACCCUAAGCUCCAACUGAAAAUCAUUCGAAAAAUCGAGUUCCUCGCGACCGAAAGUGAAGGGAAUAGGAAGUACUUGGUUGACGCUGGGGUAGCUAAGGCCAUCUUGUUGUUCAUCGCAAACAGGUGUUAUAAGGAAGGUCUGGUUGAUGGCCUUGAAGAAGCCCUUAGCAUACUUCACUUUGUUCGGAUUUCAUCCGAAGAACUAAGUCUUCUUUUCAUGGAAAACGAUCAGAUUAUCGAUUCGUUGACGUGGGUUUUUGGUUGCAAAUUGCAGAAUCAAAUCGCGGUGAGCACACAUGCAGUCUUGGUACUAAAAUCGAUGAUCCAAAAGGCACACUCAAGUGUGCUAGAAACUCUGAACCCUGAUUUCUUCAAGAAACUUGUUGGGGUUUUGAGAAACGGAAUUACGCAACAAGGGACAAACGCAGCUCUACAUAUCAUGUUAGACGCUUGUCCAUGGGGAAGAAACCGAGUCAAGAUGGUCGACGCCGGGGCGGUUUACGAGCUCAUUGAGCUUGAGUUUGAAGCACCUGAAAAGAAAACCACAGAGCUCAUUUUGGGAAUAUUGUUUCACAUGUGUUCUUGUUUUGAUGGGUGGGCUCAGUUUCUGAGCCACAAAGGAGGCAUCUGUGUUGUGUCGAAGAGACUUGAAUUCCUAAAACUGGUAAGUUAUUGA